Nyctereutes procyonoides (raccoon dog) is the source of this 2215-nucleotide messenger RNA. RefSeq names its product dermokine (gene DMKN). The record is from RefSeq and is a predicted model, not a curated record. Gene Ontology annotation, biological process: cornified envelope assembly. Lineage: Eukaryota; Metazoa; Chordata; Mammalia; Carnivora; Canidae.
CCACAGUAUAAGGAGUAGCGGCAGGGAGGAGGGCCCUGGGAAGGCAGGGGAGUCUGGGAAAGGAGAGAGAAGGCUGCGGACUCAGAGAGAAGGAGAGUAAGUCAGGAAGAAGAGAACAGAGGAGGGCACACAGACACGGAGGAGGUGGAAGGGCAAAGAGAAGAAAACUCGGGUGGGAAGAAGACAGGAGGGAGAGGAGUGAGGCAGAGAUGAAGUCAAGGGGCUCCCUGGCCUGCCUCCUGCUGGCCCUGUGCCUGGGCAGUGGGGAGGCUGGCCCACUGCUGAGAGGAGGGGAGAGCGCCGGAGUGGGUGCUGGGGAGGCCCUGGGACACGGGGUGGGAUGCCUCGGACAGGGUGGAAAUGCCAUUAGCCAAGGAGUCGAAGAGGCUGCCGGCCAAGGGGCUGGAGAGGCGGCCGGCCCUGCAGCCCGGGACGCCGUGGGCCAUGGCAUCGGGGAAGCGGCCCGUGCCCUUGGAAACACCGGGGGUGAGGCUGGCAGACAGGUGGAGAACGUCAUUCGACAUGGGGCCGAUGCUGUCCACGGCUCCUGGCAGGGGGUGCCCGGCAGCGACGGUGCUUGGGGAACCAACGGCCAGCCUCCAUCUGGAGGCCACGGCAUCUUUGGCUCCCAGGGUGGCUCUGGAGGCCACGGCCAGGGCAAUCCUGGAGGUCCAGGGACCCCCUGGGGCCAGGGAUAUCCUGGAGGCUCAGAUGGCAGCUUUGGAAACCACCCUCAGGGAGGCUCCUGGGGCCAAGGAGGCUCUUUCCCCUCGGGGACCAACGCUCAGGGGCCUGUGGUCCAGCCUGGGUACGGCUCAGUGAGAGGCAGCAACUCGCAUUCGGAGUGCACUAACCCCCCACCAUCCGGCUCGGGAGGCAGCUCUGGCCACUCCGGGGGAGGCAGUGGCGGUGGCAGUGGUGGCAGCAGCGGCGGUGGCAGCAGCAGCAGUGGCGGCAGCAGUGGCGGUGGUAGCAGCGGCAGUGGCGGCAGCAGCGGCGGUGGCAGCAGCAGCGGCGGUGGCAGUAGCAGCGGUGGUGGCAGUAGCAGCGGCGGUGGCAGCAGCAGCAGUGGCAGCAGCAGCGGUGGCAGCGGUGGCAGCAGUUACGGGCCCAGCUGGGACCGUCCCUUAGAAAAUUCUAGGAAUUUUGAUCAGAGCGGCUACUCAGGCUCCCAGGGACACAAUACCGGCUCUUCCUGGGGGAGCAGUAGCAGCGGAAGUGGUGGCGGAAGUGGCAGUGGAAAUAAACCCGGGUGUGACAGCCCAGGGAAUGAUGUCCGCAUAUCCGGAGGAUCUGGGGGUCAGGGCUUCGGAGGAGGACAGGGAGGUCCUGGCAGCUCUGGUGACAUCAGGGAAAUAAGCAAAGAGGGUGGUCACCUCGUUGGGGGCCCCCAAGACAAUUCUCAGUGGCACGGGUCCAGUGGAGGAGGUGAAGCUGUCAGUGGGAUCAAUACCUUGAACUCUCAGACAUCUGCUGGGCUCUUCAACUUCGACACUUUCUGGAAGAAUUUUAAAUCCAAGCUGGGUUUCAUUAACUGGGAUGCCAUAAACAAGGGCCAAGUCCCACGCCCCAGCACACGCGCCCUGCUCUACUUCAGCCGGCUCUGGGAGGACUUCAAACACAACACCCCUUUCCUGAACUGGAAAGAAAUUAUUGAGGGGGCUGAUGCGACUUCGCUCCAGAAGAGGUCGGGCGGUGCCGGUCAGUCUGGCACAGGAUGGCAGGAGGUGGCAGCCGUGACUUCCAAGAACCCCUAUAACCAGCAGGCAUACCCUACUCCCGCUGGCGGGCAGUACUCAGCCAAGAUCCCCUCUAAGGGGGGAGUCACACCUUCCUCCUCGGCUUCCCGGGUGCGGCCUGGCCUGCUGCAGUGGGUGAAGUUCUGGUAGAAAAUUAUUUCCGAUCACGACCGAGGCCCCGACCAACGUCAGUGGUGAAGGAGGCCAACCGCGCCCCGCCCCCAGCUCUCUCCCUGCGUCAGGCUUGGUCUCGGUGCCGACACCUGCUUUUUCCAGGUUGGGGACCUGGUCUGUCUGUCCGUCGUUUCUUCCAACGGCGCUGUGGUAUCUCCUUGUCAGCAACCUCAUUGGACGAAUCUGCCACUUUCCUCACCUACUCUGUGUUGUGACCUGAAGUCACUGUGACAAUACUUCAGAAGAAGUUUCCUACUGUUGAGUUUCUUUGUGGAAAUAAAACAUAAAUCUUGUUUCCUUAA